AGGGAGGGUGCGAGAGAGGGAGGACGAUGAUGAUGAUGAUGCUGCCGGUGGAAAAUGGCUGCUGCAUCCUCGAGCCCAUCCGAAACCCUAUGAAGGUGGACAGAGAAAGACAAGAAAAAGAGAGCAGCGAGCGCAAGGAGUGAGUGAAAGAGAGACCGUAUGCGUGCGUAUGUGAGCGAGAGUGUGAGGACGCGCGCGCGCGUGUGUGAGUGUGAGAACGCGCGCGCGCGCGAGUGUGUGUGUGCUCGGUAAGAAGGGGAAUUAAAAAAAAGACGAGAGACCGGGGGGCAGCCAGCUCGAAGCGGCGGGCAACACCGAGCCAUGGAGGGCGAUGUGCGUGUCCGAGCGGUGGUGAUGACACGUGAUGAUUCUAGCGGUGGCUGGGUGCCCCUUGGAGGUGGCGGCCUCAGUCAUGUGAUCAUAUGUAAGGGGCGGAGCUCUCAAGGUCGUGGGCGGAGAGAGUACGUCAUACGUGGAGAACGGCUACGCGAUCGAGCACCUGUGCUGGAAUGCGCCAUUCAAAAGGGUCUGGUCUACAACAAGGUGAACCCCAUCUUCCAUCACUGGCGUGUGGAGGAGAGGAAGUUUGGUCUGACCUUCCAGAGUCCAGCUGACGCCAUCUCCUUCGAGAGGGGGCUUCAAAGUGUCCUUGAGAAGCUGGACAGAGGAUCUGACUCGCCAUCCUCCUCGACACCUGAAGAGGGCGACACUGAGGAUGACGGUCAAGCAUCUCAUACAGGGAGUGAGUCGUCAUCCAACAGCAUCCACACCCGACCUGCCCAGGACCAGCUCACCCAAGUUACUGCUGUUUUGAACCCUCCGGCGCCCCCUCCGCCACCUCCAGCUCCCCCGACUCCCCCUAUAGUGCCCCCUGCCUCCUCUCCCCUCUCUCCACUCUCGCCCACAAUCUCCCUGCUGGAGGAAGGGGACCUCCGCAGCCUCGACCCCUGCAAGGACCUGUGGGGUACACGCGGCUACGAGGACUACCGCCGCGCCGGUGCUACACGGACCAAGGUGGGCGGGCUGACGGGGGGCGUGGUGGUGGGCGCCGGCCAGGACAAGACGGAGCUCUGCGUGGUGCGCUUCGAGAAGGAACUGGCCGGCGUGGGCACCACAGGCUGCGAGGUCACCGUCAUGCUGGACACCAAAGGCUCUCAGCUCAACUCUUCGCCCACCUGCAUACCCAAUGCCAUGCCGGGAGUGCCGUCGGCCAGUGGCUCCCCAGAGGAGACAGGCAAAGGCUCGCCCUCACCCUGCUGCAUCCACACCUCGCUCGCCACGCCCCGCUCUCGGACUCGCAAGCGAGGGGCCGGCGGAGGGGAAGCCAUCUCGCCUGACGAUGACAGCUCCUGUCCGCAGGGCUCCUCCUCCUGCUCGUCACGCUGCGUGUACUGCCGAUCCGUCUUCAGCGCCUCCGAGAAUGGACGGGGCCGCUGUCGGGACGCUCCUGACCCGGCACUACACUGUUUGCGCCAGUGGACGUGUGUGUGGUGUGCGGAGAGCCUGCUCUACCACUGCAUGUCGGACUCCGAGGGCGAGUUCUGGGAGCCGUGCUCAUGCGAGGACUCGAUGGGCAGCCGGCCGCACACGCUGUGCUGCGCCCGCUGGAUGGUGCUGUUGACGCUGUCUCUUUUCGUGCCCUGCAUGUGCUGCUACCUGCCCCUGCGCGCAUGCCUGCGCUGUGGGGAGAGAUGCGGCUGCUGCGGAGGAAAGCACAAGGCCGUGCGAUGAGGCCUGACCGGGGGAAGGGCGUGUGGGCAGGGCUUAUUGUGACGGGACGGGAGCACAAAGACGUUACCGUCGUUCGAGGAACAGCCGUAGAGCCAGAUCUCUUACAUAAACCUUCACGAUAAUAUCCCUCGCCCCCUCUGAGGCCGUCUGCUGCAUUCCGCUCUUUCUAUUCUCUGCUCGGACCCUUCGCGCUCGUACCGGCGGUGGGUGCAUGGGUUCGGGGGGAUCGCUCUCUGAUUUGCUGGUCGUUGGGGUCAGGGGUCGUCUCCGGGAGGUGGGGAGUGAAUGGGGAUCAGUGACGUGUAAACAAUUCUUAGGUUUUUUUUCUCUUGGAUUUAUUUUUUAUUUAGUUUAGGGAGAAAAUAUGAGAUGAAAAAUGUUUUUAGCUAUGGUUAUCAGAUCUUUUUUUGAGUAUCUAAUUUUACUUGAACUAUUGAAAGAUAUUUUUUGCAACUGAGUUAACGAAUACACUCCCCUUGUACCUCUAAGUUACUGAGUUUUACCUCAAAGUCCAGAGGAGAGGAAGGCUUAUUUCGGGGACUGUGUGCUGUGGUGAGGUUUUGUAUAUGGUCUUUCCGGUAGGUUUUUCAUGCACGUUCGGCCAGAACAUGUCUGUGAAGGAGAACAUGUUGAUGUCGUAUCACUUUUAGUUGUUUAAGAACAGGGAACGUGAACGGUCUGAUCGAGGGCAGUUUCACCAAAAUCACCACUUUCACCUCAUACAUGCUCAUUCUUCUGUCAAGAGAGUAUAGUUGUAUUGAACUUGCCAGCAACCAAGAAUGUUGCCUAUAUUUGAAGUAUAGACCAAAAACGUGAAGAGAUAAUCUAGACAUGAAUCUGCCAAACAUUUGCACAGCAAAUGUAAACCGAGGCCUUGAAAUGUAGUUGUACACACCACCAAAAAUACAGUGCAAUUAGUUAUUAGUAAGAAGUAAAGAAUAAAAGAGCAAAGGCUUGUUGUGUGUGACACAACAUUUUAACUUUAUCUGUCCGUAUGGCAACAAGAGAAGUACUCAAUCAUUAACUAUAAUGAGUUACAAUGCACCUUGCGUGUGCUUUUGCGUUGCUAAACAGAGCAAUGAAGUGACAGGACAUUUUGUCUGGUUAGCCCCGCCCACAGUGAAAUCCCAUUGGUCCAAAAACAUCAGCUACGUUCUGACUAGCUGUGACUGUCUUACAGUAUAUCAUUUUGUUUUCACUGUGGACAGGCAAAUGACUUGACACUGAAAACUUCGUUGUCUGGCUAAGGGACGCUAAAGAAUUUAGACCAAUAAGUUCAAACACUGCCUGGCAUAACGGUUUGGACCACAAAGUGUUAAGAAACAUUGCUUUAAAUAUCUCAAAGCUGCUAUUUCAACUCCCCUAAACUUGUCUUACCUCGCUGCUAGUGAUGAGGAGUUAGGGAAUCAGACACAGCCCUGUAGUCAAUGUUUGAGUUAGGAAGACAACGCCUCUAAAUUAUGAUAUCUAUGAUGGGGAACAACUAACGUCCAAACUCCAAGAGGUUUCUCCAUCAGUGUUGCAUUAACUACUCAGAGUCACUUUAAAAGAAAAGGGUUUUACAGCAAGAUGAACCACUGGACCAUUCGAUCUUCACACAUAUGCAUUGUAUUUCAUUGUCCAUCUGGACUCAUUUCAGUCCAUUUUUGAAGACGUGAAACAUUCUCUCUCUCUCUCUCUCAUUCACACACACACUCACUCACUCUUUAUGGGCAGAAUAUUAGACAUGAGUAAAGAAACACAAAAAGACCCAAAAAUAGCACUGGAAAAAAAAAAGAGAACUUUACGAGAUGAGACCACCCUUGAGGGCCCUAGUCAUACAUCCUAUUAAUAAAUGUGCCUUUUGAUUUAUUUAACCAAUAACCUAUAAUUUCUAAGUAACGACGUACCUAAAUACUCAUUUUCUUUUCCAGGUUGUUUAUUUCUGCCAAUGUGCAUAUUUUAAUAUGUAUGUGUCUAUUAGUUUGAAAAGUAAUCAAUGGAAAAUAUUACCUGUUUAUAUAUUUAUUGAGAUAUUUAUUCUAAUUCUUUAUUUAUUUUUGGAGACGGGUUUUUAUUUUCUGUGCUGUCUUACUUCUCUGACUUUGUGCCAAUUUGCUGCUUUGAGGUGUUACAUAUCGUGGGUUUGUAUCAUUAAUUAAACCCUAACUCUAUAUUUUAA
Cyprinus carpio (common carp) is the source of this 3892-nucleotide messenger RNA. RefSeq names its product sprouty related EVH1 domain containing 3 (gene spred3). NCBI's taxonomy places the organism in Eukaryota, Metazoa, Chordata, Actinopteri, Cypriniformes, Cyprinidae. Bases 322 to 1731 code for a protein of 469 amino acids. The transcript is spliced from 6 exons. Gene Ontology annotation, cellular component: membrane. Gene Ontology annotation, biological process: multicellular organism development; negative regulation of MAPK cascade. Gene Ontology annotation, molecular function: protein kinase binding. The record is from RefSeq and is a predicted model, not a curated record.